Oncorhynchus keta (chum salmon) is the source of this 1056-nucleotide messenger RNA. Its product is annotated as actin-related protein 2/3 complex subunit 1B-A-like. Gene Ontology annotation, biological process: Arp2/3 complex-mediated actin nucleation. The transcript has 7 exons. Gene Ontology annotation, molecular function: actin filament binding. Gene Ontology annotation, cellular component: actin cytoskeleton; Arp2/3 protein complex. The record is from RefSeq and is a predicted model, not a curated record. The annotation marks the transcript as partial. NCBI's taxonomy places the organism in Eukaryota, Metazoa, Chordata, Actinopteri, Salmoniformes, Salmonidae.
CAUGCCCCCCCCCUCCCUAUCUCUCCAGGUAUAGACUGGGCUCCAGAGAGUAACCGUAUCGUGACCUGUGGGACGGAUCGUAACGCGUAUGUCUGGUCUCUGAAGGGGGAGGUGUGGAAGCCCACCCUGGUCAUCCUCCGUAUCAACCGGGCUGCUCGCUGUGUCAGCUGGUCUCCCAAGGAGAACAAGUUCGCUGUGGGUAGCGGGUCACGCCUCAUAUCCAUCUGCUACUUUGAACAGGAGAAUGACUGGUGGGUCUGUAAGCACAUCAAGAAGCCGAUCCGUUCCACCGUCCUCAGUCUGGACUGGCAUCCUAACAACGUGCUGCUGGCGGCUGGAUCCUGUGACUUCAAAUGCAGGGUUUUCUCGGCCUACAUUAAGGAGGUGGAGGAGAAGCCCGGACCCACAGUGUGGGGGUCCAAGAUGCCGUUUGGAGAGGUGCUGUUUGAGUCUGGGCCCUCAGCAGGGGUGUCAGGGGGGGCUGGAGAUGGGGCAGGAGGGGGAUGGGUCCACGGGGUCUGUUUCUCCCACAGCGGGAACCGCCUGGCCUGGACAUCGCAUGACUCGACUGUGGCGAUCGCAGAGGGAGGCAAGAACAGCACGAUCAGCAGUCUGAGCUCUGAGACCCUUCCUCUGCUGUGUGUCAGCUUUAUCACUGAGAACAGCCUGGUGGCCGCUGGUCAUGACUGCUACCCAGUGCUGUUUGUGUAUGACGGUACUAAGGGCUCAGUAACGUUCGGAGGGAAGCUGGACGUUCCCAAGCAGACGUCUCAGAGAGGGAUCAGCGCCAGGGAACGCUUCCAGAACCUGGACCGCCGAGCCACCUCGUCUGAGACCACCGAGCAGGGCCUGGAGAGUCUGCACAAGAACAGCAUCAGUCAGAUCUCUGUGCUGGAAGGAGGGAAGAGUAAAUGUUCCACGUUCUGUACAACUGGGAUGGACGGAGGUAUGGUCACCUGGGCGUCAAGCAGCACCGUCGGCAUCCCGGAUACCCACCAGCAGCACCGUCGGCAUCCCGGAUACCCACCAGCAGCACCGGGUUUAGAUGUCUUUUAG